Molecule: messenger RNA, 1212 nt
Organism: Hibiscus syriacus
Lineage: Eukaryota; Viridiplantae; Streptophyta; Magnoliopsida; Malvales; Malvaceae
Product: 50S ribosomal protein L3-2, mitochondrial-like
Exons: 6
Coding region: 90-1052 (320 amino acids)
Biological process (GO): translation
Cellular component (GO): ribosome; mitochondrial large ribosomal subunit
Molecular function (GO): structural constituent of ribosome
Source: RefSeq, a predicted model, not a curated record
CCUCUCUACCUCCCUCUGCUCUUAAUCGAUAACUAGUAAUAAACUGGAUCAUUAGUUGGUGUUUUUCUCAGUGUGUUGAACUCACAGGCAUGACGGCCUUAUCGACCAGAGGCCUCGUUUCACAUCUCCACCACCACCUCCGCUCUCUGUUAACGCCAUCCGCCGCAACCCCAACGCCCCUCCCUUUUCAUGCCUUAACUAGAAGACUCUUCAGCUCCGAUGCCUUGAUGGAUGACUCUCAAAUCCUCCAUCAACAACCCACCCGAAUCAUUACGGCCACCCCAUCGGUCAUGACCCCAAACUCCAAGAGAACGGGGAUCAUUGCUGUCAAGUGCGGCAUGACUGCUCUUUGGGACAAAUGGGGUGCUAGGUUACCCAUUACUAUUCUUUGGGUCGAUGACAAUAUCGUCUCCCAGGUCAAGACUUUUGAGAAAGAAGGAAUUUUUGCCCUUCAGAUUGGUUGCGGCCACAAAAAGCCUAAACAUUUGACGAAGCCUGAAGUGGGUCAUUUCAGAGCUCAAGGUGUUCCUUUGAAGAGGAAAUUGAAGGAGUUCCCCGUCACUGAAGAUGCUCUUCUUCCCGUUGGUACAUCCCUUGGCGUUCGCCAUUUUGUUCCUGGACAAUAUGUAGAUGUCACUGGAACUUCUAGAGGGAAAGGUUUUCAGGGUGGAAUGAAAAGGUGGGGAUUUAAAGGAAUGCCAGCAUCUCAUGGUGCAUCAUUAUCACAUCGGAGUAUUGGUUCUACUGGCCAGAGGGACGCUCCUGGAAAGGUCUUUAAGGGGAAAAAGAUGCCCGGGCGCAUGGGUGGCAAUACGAGAACGGUUAAAAAUGUGUGGGUAUACAAGAUAGAUCCUGCAAGGAAUUUGAUGUGGGUGAGAGGUCAGGUCCCAGGUGCUGAAGGGAACUUUGUCUUUAUAAAGGAUUCCGUUUACAAGAAACCCGAUGUCUCAAUUCUUCCGUUCCCAACGUUUUUUGCCUCAGAAGAUGAAACUGAUAUAGAACCCCUAGUUGCUGAUCUUGGAGAGGUGGAUCCAUUCAUGAUAGCAGAUUGACGGGUGGCCGAUUAACUUACGGAAGCGUAAGAAUGUAAUACGAGAUUAUGGUUAAUAGAGUUGAAGAUUGAUGUAUGAAUUUUUGAAGCAAUUGAUGACCAUUGAUUUCUCUGUAACAGGAAUGGAGUUGUUUUAAAUAAAUGGAAGGGAAUGUGAGAAU